Molecule: messenger RNA, 214 nt
Organism: Racocetra persica
Lineage: Eukaryota; Fungi; Glomeromycota; Glomeromycetes; Diversisporales; Gigasporaceae
Source: the annotation of a GenBank genome assembly
UGCUCAAAGACAAGCAUAUACAUGGCGGCAUGAAAAUAAAACUUCUAAAGAAGCAGAACAUCGUCAGAAUGCUCAAUGGCAAGCAUAUGACCAGCGUUGUGAAAUUGAAACUACUGAAGAAGCUAAACACCGUAGAAGUGCUCAAAGACAAGCCCAUGCCUGCUAUUGUGAAGACAAAAGCAAUGAACAAACUGAUUUAUGCAAAAAAAAAUAA